CCUGUAAUUUGUAGAGCCGGAUGUUCUUGCCACUUGUGACCAGUCAGCGGCGGCGCCCACCGCUUAGCGCCUGCGUGGACUGCGGCUGUCCAUCACGAUGACAGCGACCGCCGCGAGCCCUGGAUCUUGGAGUGAAAAUAUACUAGAAUAUUUUCUGAGAAAUAACCAGAUCACAGCAGAAGAUGGCGCCCAGAUCAUCUGGUAUCAUGCAGCUAACCACAAGGUACAAGUGAAUGAGGCACUGAAAAGUACUGCUCAUAUGAUAGAGGCUGAUGUCAUUCUUCCAAGUGAUGGAUCAGAACAUGGCCAGCCAAUCAUGGCCCAUCCUCCUGAAACAAACAGCGAUAAUACUUUACAGGAAUGGCUGGCUGAAGUUAUAAAAAGCAAUAAAGGCAUCAAGCUGGAUUUCAAGAGUCUAGCAGCUGUAGAACCAUCCAUGAUGCUCUUGGAAAAUGUGAAGAGGCAUCUGAAGCGUCCUGUGUGGAUUAAUGCAGAUAUUCUUCCUGGUCCAAAUGGUAAUAGCAGAGUAGUGGAUGCAAAACCUUUUAUAGACACUGUGACAUCCUUCUUUCCAGAUGUGACAUUUUCCCUGGGUUGGACAACAGGUUGGCAUCCUGAAAAAGUCAAUGAAGGUUACAGUUGGGCAAUGGUGAAAGAGAUGGAAUAUAUAUGUAAUGAACUAAAUCAGCCUGUAACAUUUCCUGUCAGAGCAGCAUUAGUCAGGCAGUCGUGUUUUCAGUUACUUUGGCUGCUAAAGCAAUCAAACAGGUACAGCCUGACUGUGUGGACUGGAAAAGAUGAUAACUAUUCCACUGAAGAUUUACUUUUUAUUAGAGACCAUUUUGACAAGAAACAAGUUUUCUAUGAUAUCUUGGAGCCACAAAACCAUGAAUUUAAACAAGCCAUUGGAAUCAAAAUUAAUCUCUAAGAUGAAAAUUCUUCUAAACUAUUUCAUGUUUUGGUUUCACAAUCCUUCUUUGCUUUGGUCUGAAUUAAUUAACAUAUAAAUUGUGGUGACUGAUUUAUGUUCCAGUUCAUCCAAUCAAAGAACAUUUAUCAGGUGCUUACUCUAUUCGGCGUACUGUACAAAAGAUUUGGAAAGAAGAGAUUUCAGUGGGCCUAGUCUAAUAAUAACUUAUGAAAAUGAUGCUUUAAGUCUUUUUAUAAAAAUAAUUGUGAUAUACUGUAAUUGAAAUACUCCAUGUGUCAGACAAGUAUUAAGUCACAUUUUGUUGGCAGUAGCAUUACAGAUAUUUCACAAAAAUGCAGCAUCCUCUUCCCUUUUUCCUUGGAGAACAGGUUAUUUCAGAGACUACAAAAGAGUAAGUAAAAAGGCUUUUACAUUUUUUUUAACUUUCACAUGGGUGAGCUGCUUUCUUGUAGGAAAAUCAAAUCCAUAUAUAGAUUAAAUUAGAUGGAUCUAGAAUUUCUAUAUUGUUGGGAGUGUGCUGGCAGCUAUAAAUGUUUUUAUAUUCCUUGUUUUGAUCAUAGUAUCUUAUCUAGAAUGAGCAAGCUGUUGGAGAGCAGAAAUUUUAAUCUGGGUAAUAUUUGAUUUUCAAGUUUCUCACCAACUCUACCUUGGUUCAGGCCCUUGUUCUACUACUAGAAUUUCAAAAAAUAGUUCUUCAUGACUUUAUUUCUCACACUCAAAGAUGCCGUGAGUAUUUCUGCUGAAAAAUAACCUUUGUAAACAAAAAAGUUCUUUCUUUAUGCCACAUAAAAAGAUCUCCCGGGGCUUAAGUUCAGGUUUAUUGAAUUUUACUCUUUCAAGAUCCUUUGUAAUGCACUCCCACUCUAAGAGUCAACUCAGUGUCCUCAACACAGUCCUUCAUUUCAAAAAUGCCUACACCAUCAGUGGUCUCCAGAUAAUACUUUAACAGUUAAUUUUAAGAAGUAUUAUUUACUAAUUGUGUCAUACGUGUUAGCUAUAUCUCCUCAACUGGAUUCUAAAGUUCUUCCUUCAUGGUAAGGGAACAUUUUAAACUGUCUUUUAUAGUGCCUGGCACAGUCCUAAGCAAGGUAUUCAGAAAAACAUUUUGCUUCUUUGAUUUACUGAAAAGUAAUUUACCAAUGGAUGUCCUAAGAUAUGUAAUUUACACUUAGCUGUUUUCUCCCAGAGAAUGAAGUAGUGCUAUGUAGAGAAAAGAGCUUGGGUUUUGAAUUCAGACAGACUUCCCUUACAGCCCCACCUUUGUUCCUUACUAGCCAUAGAUUUGGGGAAUUAUUUAACCUCACUGAGUCUUGGUUUCUUUAAUAAAACAGGGGAGGGGGAAAUGAGGAUUCUCUUGUAGGAUUGUUGUGAAAAUUAAGGGAGACUCAUGCAAUGGAAGCAUGUAGCUCAGUGCUCAUCACAUAGCAAGUGCUUAACAGAUAGUUCCCUUCUUUUAGACUUAUCAUGUGAUCAUAUCCAUGGUGGAUAGAUAGCAGUAAGAGAUGUAACUUGAAACUCUGUAGACAUAUAAAUACUUAAAGAAAAUAAUUGUAUUUCCACUUUAAAUUUUAGCUACAACUGAAUACAGUACUAUUUGUCAAAUAACACAUAAAACUUAAGUUCAGUGGUUGUCUUAAACAAAAGUACUUGUGGUAAACUGAACCAGCCAUUUUUUCAUGGAAAAAAUAUUUACUUGGAAGAAUAACUGACAGACCAGUUACUUAGUCUUGGGUAUCUGGCAUAUAUUUUCUCAAAAAUGAACAAAAGCAAGCUUGUCACUUCAAGGAAGACAAUUAACAGUAUUUGUUGCUAAUGAUGAAACCUGAGCUUUUACAUGAAAAAUCAGAAUUUGACUUAACUUGAACUCAUCCAACUGUAAGCUUGACAGUUCCCAAUACUUAAAGACUUAUCUGAUAUCAGUGGUAAUAUUUUAAAAAAUGUUUUUUUAUGUUAUAUAAUGAAACAUGUCAACACUUGGAAGAUCUACAUAACUCGGGGAAUCAGUAUUUUCCAAAUGUCUUAUGCAUGGUAUUAUAAAAUCUUGCAUUCAGAGUGUAAGACAGAGCAAUGAGAUUUAGUGUAAUAGAAUAUCGAAGUUCCUUGAUGUGGUCUCAGAUUAUACGUUACAACUAACCAUUUAAGAAACUACCACUUGCCAAAUUUGACUAUCGUAUCAAGGAAGACUGUCCACAAUUAUCUGAAAAGCCUAUUAAAUUAUUUCUUCCUUUCCCCACUACAUAUCUGUGUGAAGCCAUAUUUUCUUUAUAUACUUCAACUAAAACAACGUAUCACAGCAGAUUGAAGCAGAAACACAGAAGAGACCACAGCUGUUUUCUACUAAGCCAAACAUGAAAAGAUUUGCAAAAACAUAAAAACAGUGCCACUCUUCUCAAUAUAUUUUUGGGAAAUAUUUAUGCUACUAUGUAAUGGGUUUGUCAUUUUAAAAGAAUAUUUUUUAAAUCUCCCAGUUUUAAUUUUUAAUGUAGUAAACAUUGAUACACAUAACCCAGUACAAAAGUGUAUUUAAGUUGUUUUUAAGUUAAAAGGGAUGUAUCAAAUGAAUGAUCCAUUUGGAACUUUGUAGGGGAAAAGAAUAAUUACAGCCAUUGUCUUGCCAAUUUAUCAAAUAAUGUUUUCUAGCUUUUCAUAAUUCCUUAUCCUGAAUCCUAGGUGCCAAAGCUGCCCUAUGAGUUGGAACUUUAUGUGCAUGAGCCAUGCAGUCCUUUAAUAACUUAUUUCUGGACGAUGUUAUCCAUUUUGAUCAACUGAUACUGCUUUAAGUAGUCUUGGUCAGAAACAUUUUGGGUGCAGUAACAGAAUCCUACUCAAAUUAACGCAAAUAGAGGAGGCUAGGGAGGAAGUUACCAUAAGGAGACAUAUCCAGAAAACUUAGGGGAAAGCUGAACAUCUAGGCUGCAGUGUUAUCAUACCUUUAAGUUAAAGUUAAAUCAUACUUUGAGGUUAUAUGUAACUCCUGUUGCAACCAUCUCUGAUUGCCGUUGGGAUCUUAGUGAUACAUUCCACUUAAUGGAGUGAAGUUCCACAGGAUGGCUUUACUAACCAAACUCAAACAACCUCUGCUCCUAAGAUGUUCUCAGGAUUGUUAGAAGACUAAGCUCUUCCAAAUAUGGCCAACAAAGUUUUAAUCCUAUUAAAUAUUUUUUUUCAUGUUGGGAUAAGAAUAGCAACAAAAGUUAUCUUUCUUAGUUUUUAUCUUCUCAGAGUAACAUGUGGCACAAUUUCUCUUAAGGUUAUGUUGAAAUAUUUAUCAUUAGUAUUUGAGAUAAGUAAAUAUCAGUGAUAAUCAAAAUGACAUUUAAGUCUUUAUUGAUACCAUUUUAUUUAUGAACUGUCUAGCUACAUAUUCUUCCAAACUGUAGCCUUACAACUUAAAGCCAAGAACUUUCCUCAAUAUUAAAACUUGCAAAAAGGGUUUAACUUUUUAACAUCAGGUACAAUUCCAAGUUCUGAGUCAAAAAAUACUUCUAGUGCAAUUAGUAUUAGUGUUCUUUGAAACAUUAAAUGAAAAACUUCCAGUUAUUUUUUUCAAAUAAAAGCCACAAGAAAUUAAAUAAUUACUAUGUAUAUAACAACUUGCUUAUAUCAAGUUACAGAGAAAAGCAUCAUGCCAAUUGCUAGGAUCUCCUCUACUGAUAGAAGACAGAGAAAUAGUUGUGUAUGACAGUCAUCAAAUUAUAUACUCAGGUUUUGUAUAGUUUGUAUGGUUUUCUGUAGUUUGAUUUAUCUUUAUUGUUAAACUGCUAGAUUGAAAUAAGGACUCUGUAUAAACACCAUAUUUUGAAAUCAUAUAGAUAAUAUAGUCAUUUUAUAAUACUUUUUGGUAAUGGCACGGUAUUCAUUUAUUUUGUUACAAGUUAUUCACAGGUCCUAAACACUAGACGAUUGGAAUGUCACAUUAAGGUAGUUAUCCUUAUUACCCUAAUUAUACAAAUGUCUAACAAUUAUAUAUCAGAAAUAAAAAGGUAUUGUGUAAUAUUGGCCAAAUAUUUAGUACAUUUUGUAAUUAAAUUUCUAUUGGCUUUCUUAAUUGUAGCUAACCUAAGAUAAUCUAAUAACCAGUUUUUCUUUUUACGACAAAGCAAGCAGUUAAUUUCUAUUUGUGAUUAAUCCCAAACUUUUUUUUUUUUUUUUUGGUGUCCUUAGGAAAGACAAGAAUAGUUAGAUAUAAGUAAAUUAGGAAUGCUUUUUAACUUUUGAUUUAUCUUGUUAUUGGGAACCUGUGUUCAAAAAACAAUAACAGGAAUUAAAAGAUAUAGAGAAGUAAUUCCAUAAGAUAACAUUAAAAAACAAAGCAAAGCAACUAAUAGCACACAAACAUUUGUCAUAGAUUAUUACUAGUUUAUAAAACUCUAAUCUCCCAUUUUGACACUGAUUAAGCUGACAACAUGAAUAUUAGCUGCAUGGUCUACUAUAAUGGUUGACCUUUUAAAAUUUUAAUUAGAUGUCACCUACCUGCAGUCAACAUUUUUCAAGAAUUAGUUCAUUCUUUCUUUAUAGCUUAGGUUUAUUGAUCACGGGACACUAUAGCUGUUAAUGUUUUCUUCUAUGGGGUUGGCAUCGUGGAAAGUUAUAAUCUUAUUUAUUGACUUGAAAUGUUUUUUAAAAACUAUUGAUUUGAAUGCAAUGUUUCCUAAUAAAACAUUUGGCAAAUGAAA
Molecule: messenger RNA, 5607 nt
Organism: Camelus dromedarius (Arabian camel)
Lineage: Eukaryota; Metazoa; Chordata; Mammalia; Artiodactyla; Camelidae
Gene: FAM151B
Product: family with sequence similarity 151 member B
Exons: 6
Coding region: 98-928 (276 amino acids)
Source: RefSeq, a predicted model, not a curated record